Molecule: messenger RNA, 2842 nt
Organism: Colletotrichum acutatum
Lineage: Eukaryota; Fungi; Ascomycota; Sordariomycetes; Glomerellales; Glomerellaceae
Product: LIM-domain binding protein-domain-containing protein
Exons: 6
Coding region: 266-2524 (752 amino acids)
Biological process (GO): negative regulation of transcription by RNA polymerase II; positive regulation of transcription by RNA polymerase II
Cellular component (GO): nucleus; transcription regulator complex
Source: RefSeq, a predicted model, not a curated record
AUCGCAAUCGAUAACGCUAGUCGAGCCCGCCCGCACCCGCACUACGCGAUUGACACCACUUCCCGCGUCUGGCAAAUCACGACUCCAUCGCUUUCCGCGUCGCGCCCAUCUCCGCAAAUCCGGCCGCCCCAAUCCUUCGUUACCUUUACGGCCCCGAUUGUCGAUUUGUCGUCGAGAUAGACCACCUUUGAACGCAGGCGCAUGAGAUAGUACAAAGGGAAGACACGUCGAUAUCCACCCUGUGGAUCAUCGACACGCCGAAGACAUGAUGACGAGUAUGGGACCGUCUUUUGCAGGCCAUCCUGCCGGCAUGCAACAGCAUCCAGGUGUACCCGGGCACCCCAUGGCCCAGGGUAUGCCUCACAACCCAGGGCAACAAGGCCCGGGCGGAGGAAUGCCUCACCAGAUGCACAUGGCAGUAUCAGGGCCUGGUGGUCAGGUUAAUCCAAAUCAGUUGAUGGGCGGCAUGCCGCCGGGUGCUGGAGGUCCGAACGCUCACGCUCUGCAGCAUCUCAAUCCUGCCCAAAACCAAAUGUUCCAGCAAAAUCAGUUUGGUAACUUCCAAACUCCAGCGGCGAUGGCGCACGCCACCCAGAUGGCGCAACAGCGCUUGUUCCAACAGCAACAACAGGCGCGACAAGCGCUCAUGGCUCAGCAGGCCUUCAACGCGAAUAUGGCGGGCGUCAAUGGUAUGCCGAUGGGGAUGCCCAUGAACCCCAUGAACGCAGCUCAGAUUGCGGCCAUGAGGCAGGGCAUGCGGCCGCAGCAACAUAACCCCCAGGCACAGGCGAUGCUCGCUCAGCAGAUCGCUCUCCAGCAGCAAGCCGUCGCUCAACAGAACCAGCAGAUGCAACAGGGCCAGCAACAGCCCGGCCAGCCGGUGCAGAUGAACCCUCAGCACAUGCAAAACCUUCAGCAGGCCCAGAUGGCAAUGCAACAGCAGCAAGCCCAGCAGCAACAGGCUCAACAGCAGGCUCAGCAACAGCAGGCUCAGCAACAGGCCCAGCAACAGGCCCAGCAGCAAGCGCAACAGCAAGCGCAACAGGGCCAGCAACCCCAAGGCGGACCGCAGCAGCCUCAACCGCAACCCCAGCAGACACCGCAUCAGACACCACAGCAGCAAACCGCGCAACCCGUCAACCCUCAAUCUGCAGGACAGCCAACGCCGUCUCAGACUCCGGGCCCGGCCCCGAAUCAGCAACCGCAGCCUCCUCAGCCUCAAGCCCAACCGCAGGGCCCCCCUCAAAUGGCUCCUCAACCUGGACCGCAACAAAUGAACCCCGCGCAGCAGGCUGCAGCUCAGGCUGCCGUCGCCAACAGCAUGGCUAUUGCUCAACAACAAAGAAGGGAAGGAAUGAAGGGACACUGUCUACUGAAGUUAAUGCAGUUUAGCGAACACCUGAGCGGCUUCCCCGGCCCCAAGGGCAAAGAUGACCUAUCCUACUGGAACAGCUUCGUCAAUCAAUUCUUCUCCACGAAGGGCGUGUUCCGACACUCUGUACACAUUACCGAUGUCGAAGACCAGGCAGACAAGCAAUACGAGAUAACCUACCCCGCACUUCCUCGAUACUUCCACACGCACUUCGACAGCGGUGUCAAGAACAUGCAAUUGAUCAUGGAAAAGGGCACGACGGAUCGACCGCUCCCCGGCGACGGUCACUGGAUUGAGAACACGAAGUCUAGUUUGGUCUACUGGUACGAUAGCGGUUCGCACCUUGUCGCUACGGGCACCGUCAGAGCCCACUUUGAUGCGGAGCAAAAGAUUGAACUCUUUGAGUUCUUGACAACCAACCACGAAGAAUACAUUUCUAGAAAGGCUGCUAUCGAAGCUGCGAAGCCUGUGCAUAACUGGGUGAAGGACUGGCACAAGGUUAACUCCCCUGACACCAAGACCUCCCCAGAAAUGAGCAAGAAGGGCAAGGCUCGCCUUAUGAAGUCCCCGCAAAAUCCUCCGCCAGAAGCGCUGGUGGAUCUUCCGGAGUCGGCGGUCAAGAGGGGUAUGGGGGUUACCGAAGCUGUGUUCCAGUUCCUCGAGAUUGCUGAAGUGAUCGGCCAAAUGAACCCCCUUUUCGCCUUCUACCACAACCACCCUAACCUCGGCCCGUACGCUGCUCUUGAGCAGUACGUCGGUCAGAUCAACGCCCAGCCGCAAGUCAUGAACGGUCAGCCCAUGCCACAAGCUCCCAGGACACCCAGCUUCGGUCAGUUCCCGAUGGGUGCGAGCCCGGCUCAGCCGCAUAUGCAGCUUCCUGGCUCGCCUCACGUCACUGGAAGCCCUGCGCAAGGCCACAUGCAGGCACCCGGCAUGCAGAUGCAACAGAGCCAGCAAGGCACCAGCUCCAGCGGACCUAGUGCAAACACGUCUCCAGCUUCCAACAAGCGGAGACGCCCAUCUGGCGUGAAGAUGGAGGAGGACGGCUCCCAGGCACCUACCCCGGGUGGUCCUCAGGUCAAUGGAGUUCAGAACAAGGGCAAGCCGCCUACGCCGCGGAUGGCAAAGAGAAUGAAGGGCAACCCGGCGUAAGCUGGAAGGGUGUCUUUUGGACAUUCAGGUUAUGCUCUAAUACGAGUCUGGCUAUGCAGGCUCAGUAAUGCCUUUUUUUAUGUCAUCAUUAUGCAGCAUGGCGGCGUCUUAGUGCUUGGCUUUCUGGCUCUGGGAUCUCAGGGCUGUUCAUAUGCGGGUGUUUGGCAAGCAUCUUGGACGUUCGGUGUUGGCUGGAAGCUCAAUCCACCACAUAUCCUAUGUCGAUCUCGUUUGGCCCCUAGGUCCCUAUUCACUCUCGACCAAGCCCACCAAGAAGGGCAGGCAAGUUCCUGCACAACCUUGGGACGAGACUUCACC